Molecule: messenger RNA, 4748 nt
Organism: Oncorhynchus kisutch (coho salmon)
Lineage: Eukaryota; Metazoa; Chordata; Actinopteri; Salmoniformes; Salmonidae
Product: rod cGMP-specific 3',5'-cyclic phosphodiesterase subunit beta-like
Exons: 22
Coding region: 213-2717 (834 amino acids)
Biological process (GO): signal transduction
Molecular function (GO): 3',5'-cyclic-nucleotide phosphodiesterase activity; protein binding
Source: RefSeq, a predicted model, not a curated record
AUUGCAGGUGUAUCCUCUGUUCACAGCAGGACCUGACUAAUGUGCCUAACCUGCCUGCCCUCUUUAUUCAGGGUGUUUUGGGAUAACAUGGAGUGAAUGUGUCUACUUUUUUAUUUGCCAGUAAUCAAUAGGUAAUUGGUUUUGUAGUAUUUUUAGGGACCAUUGGUUUGAAUACUGGAACUGGGGUAGAACCAGUACAUCCCUAACCCAAGAUGAGUGCGACAAAGGAAGAUGUUGAGAAGUUCCUGGAUGGGAACCCGGCUUUCGCCCAGGGCUACUUCAACAAGAAGCUCACACCAGGAGCCCUCUCUGUGAUGGCGGGGAUCCCGGAGUCCAAGGUGGAUUUUGGGAUGUUACAGGAGCUGAGCCAGAUAGAGGAAGGCCAGAUCCUGUUCGACCUGAUCAAAGAAAUGCAGGAGAAUGUGAACAUGGAGAAAGUGGUGUUCAAGAUCCUGAAGAGGAUCGUCGCCCUGAUCCAAGCUGACCGCUGCAGCCUGUUCAUGUACCGGGAGAGGAACGGCAUCGCGGAGCUAGCCACGCGUCUUUUCAACAUCACCACAGAGUCUGAGCUGGAUGACUGUGUGGUUCACCCUGACCACGAGAUAGUCUUCCCCCUGGACCUUGGGGUGGUGGGAAAUGUGGCCCAGACCAAGAAACACAUCAAUUUGAAAGAUGCCAAUGAGAGCAGUCACUUCAGCUCGUUUGUUGAUGACCUGACAGAGUACAAAACCAGGAACAUAUUAUCCUCGCCUAUCAUGAACGGAGAGGAUGUGGUGGCUGUGAUCAUGGCCCUGAACAAGACCACUGGACCCCACUUCACCACUGAGGAUGAGGAUCUUUUUCUGAAGUAUCUCAGAAUAGCCUCUUUGAACCUGAAGAUUUACCAGCUGAACUACCUGUACAACUGUGAGACUCGAAAAGGACAGGUCCUGUUGUGGUCCGCCAACAAGGUGUUUGAGGAGCUGACAGACAUUGAGAGACAGUUCCAUAAAGCCCUGUAUACAGUGCGGGCAUACCUGAACUGUGACAGGUACUCUGUGGGCCUACUGGAUAUGACAAAGGAGAAGGAGUUCUUUGACAUCUGGCCAGUGUUGAUGGGAGAUCAGCCCCCCUACGCUGGACCUGUUACUCCGGAUGGCAGAGAAGUCAUAUUCUACAAAGUCAUUGAUUAUAUUUUGCAUGGAAAAGAGGAUAUCAAAGUUAUCGCGACUCCCACUCUAGAACACUGGGUGUUGUGUACUGGAUUGCCCACAUAUGUGGCCGAAACUGGUCUUAUAUGUAACAUCAUGAAUCCCACAACAGAGGAGAUGUUCAAGUUUCAGUCAGAGCCCUUGGAUGACAGUGGUUGGACCAUAAAGAAUGUGCUGUCCAUGCCAAUUGUUAACAUGAUGGAAGAGAUUGUGGGCGUGGCUACAUUCUACAACAGGAAAGAUGGGAAGCCAUUCGACCAGCAGGAUGAGGAGCUAAUGGAGGCUAUGACUAACUUCCUGGGCUGGUCCCACCUCAACACAGACACUAAUGACAGGAUGAAAAUGAUGGAGAACCGGAAAGACAUAGCCCAGGACAUGGUUCUCUACCACGUCAAGUGCCGUGAUGACGAAAUACAGACAAUCCUGAAAACCAGGCAGUAUUUCAACAGAGAGCCCUGUGACUGUGAAGAGGAUGAGUUUCUGCAGAUUCUGAAAAAAGAGCUACCCGGCCCCAAGAAGUUUGAGAUCUACGAGUUUGGGUUCUCUGACUUUGACUGCACAGAGCUGGAGCUGGUGAUGUGUGGGAUCCAGAUGUACUAUGAGGUCGGAGUGGUCAAGAAGUUCCAGGUUCCACAGGAGGUUCUGGUGCGUUUCCUGUUCUCUAUCAGCAAAGGCUACAGGAAAAUCACCUAUCACAACUGGCGCCACGGUUUCAAUGUUGGGCAGACUAUGUUCACACUGUUGACGACAGGGAACCUGAAAAGGUACUACACAGAUCUGGAGGUGAUGGCCAUGAUCACAUCUGCUUUUCUCCAUGAUAUUGACCACAGGGGGACAAACAACCUCUACCAGGUGAAAUCUGGUAACCCACUAGCCAAGCUUCACGGCUCGUCUGUCCUGGAGAGGCAUCAUCUAGAAUUUAGCAAGUUCCUUCUGGCAGACGAGUCCUUGAAUAUCUACCAGAACCUCAACAGAAGACAGAACGAGCAUGCCAUCCACCUCCUGGACAUUGCCAUCAUUGCAACAGACUUGCAACUCUAUUUCAAGAAGCGAACAAUGUUCCAGAAGAUUGUUGACCUAUCAAAGACCUACGAAGAUGAGAAGAAGUGGGUGGACUGGAUGUCACUGGAGACGACCAGGAAAGAGAUUGUCUUGGCCAUGAUGAUGACAGCAUGUGACCUGUCAGCCAUCACUAAACCAUGGGAGGUGCAAAGCAAGGUGGCGCUGUUUGAAGCAGCUGAGUUCUGGGAGCAGGGUGACUUGGAAAGGGAAGUUCUUGAAAAACAACCCAUUACUAUGAUGGACAGAAACUGCGCUGGCCAACUGCCCAAGCUGCAGUGUGGUUUCAUUGACUUUGUCUGCACAUUCAUCUACAAGGAAUUCUCCCGCUUCCAUCCGGCCAUCCAGCCGAUGUAUGAUGGCCUCCUAAACAACAGGAAGGAGUGGAAGGCCAAGCAGGAAGAGUACGAGGCCAAGCAGGCCAUCCUGGAAGCCCAGUCAGGGUCCAAGACGUGCUCAGUGUGCUAGAGCCCGUUUUGGAGGUAGAUCACUCCAGGAUACAUCACAGCCACAGUCUUGCUGCCGGCCAGGGCAGGGCCAGCCUCACCUAAGAGCAGCUGUGGAAAGACAGCCUGCACUCACAGCAUCAGAGCCUUGGAGAAGAGCCAGAGGGACUAUUUAGCAGCCACGCAGAAAAGCUGUUGGACCUGCUGGUUACAGACCCAUGUUGGCACAUUAUGGACACAACAGUCAAGUUUCUUCCUUCAGUUGAAGGGUAGUUGUCAUUAGUUGUAUUGGCAAAUCCACAUUUUAGAAGUUACCCCUGUCAAUAUGUUUCACGACCUUGGGAGGAAUCCUGCAAGUAGACGUGUGGAGAGUAUGCGUCUUAUGUACACUAAGUUCCUGAAGGUCUUUAUCAACCAAUUUAAGGAACAAGAAAUCACUCAAUUCUGAAAUAUUUGUUUCUAAACAUGUGGAAUGUCCUAUGAAUAUAACAUUAAUAUGCAUUGCUUCUCAUUUGACCUUUUUCAUACAGAAUACUGUUAAAUAAUAAAUAAUUUUUAACAGUAUUCUGUAUUUUUUUAACAUUUAUUCUACCUUUAUUUAACUAGGCAAGUCAGUUAAGAACAAAUUCUUAUUUUCAAUGACGGCCUAGGAACAGUGGGUUAACUGCCUUAUUCAGGGGCAGUUAUUAUACAAAACCUUGGUGGAUUCAUCAAGAAUCCAAUAUUACAUCAACAGUGUAAUUACAGUGGCUUAUGUUGUUCUUCAUACCUUCCAGUCAGUCAUCAUUUACAUGAGAGAAUGUGUUUACCCUAAUGGUAAUCAAAAGUAGAUUAUGCAGUAGUUAGGUUAGCGUCCUGAUACGCCAUGGUGGUAGCUAGACGAGCGGUUAGAUCGUUGGGCCAGUAACCGAAAGGUCGCUAGUUCAAACUCCUGAGCCGACAAGGUGAAAAAUCAGUUUGUGCCCUUGAGCAAGGCACUUAACUCUAACUGCUCCAGGGUCACCAUUGAUAAUGGCAAACUCUGGCCAUGACCCCAUUCUCUGAGGGGGUUGGGAUAUGCAAAAAAACACAUUUCUAAUUCACAAGAGUAUUAAUACACACUUGUACAUGUGUGAAAUAGGACAGAAAAAGCACCCACAGUAUUUAUGUAUGUUUUAUGAUUUCACUCCAUUACAGGGUAAUGUUACCCCUUGUUGUGGGUUGCUAUGUGAUAGUUUUGCUGUCAACUAAUUGUUACUGUCCCGUGCUGUUUAAGUACAGAAAGGUAAAUAUUAUAGAAAGUCUGAAGUCAAGACAGUCGAGAUUCUCUCUGUGUGUACAUUUAAAAUGUAUUGUACUGAGAUAGGAGAGAAAGGAGUUGACAUUUUCAGGAAGGUCUGUUACAGUCCCUGGCUAUCAACACUGAACUAGAAAUGGUUCAUUUAGAAAAAACUAUCAUUCUCAAUAUGUAACUGUUCACUGUCUAUUUUAGAAUAUUUGAAUAAGACAUACUUUUAAGGUAAAAACAAGAUACAAUAUGUCUCAAAUGAUGUGUGUGUAUGAUCUAUAACAAUAUGGAUGGAUUUCCAAAUGGUCCACUGAGGAUAAUGGUCAAAGUCCCAAACCCUCGGUAGUUAUUGAAGCCAGUGGCCUUGAUUCUGAUACGAGCCGACUCAGUGGAUCCAUAGAAUCUCCUAGUACUCGUUAUGAACAAAGAAUAAUCAUGUUCUUAUAGCAGCCCCACUCUCUAUGGGGUAUCUAUGCUUUGAUAGAUAUAAUCAUUUGUAAAUAGUGUCCUGCUGUAAAAAAUAUUUAAAUUAUAGUAUAUUUUUUCAGAUGAUUAAUAGGUAAUACAUAGAUUCUCUAUGAACAUCAGUGCAACAUUACUGUUAUGCUCUGUACCCAUUUAUUAGAAGCAGCAAUUAUUUUUGCUUAACCAUACCAUUAAAAAUUGCAACUAACAUUUUAUUCCCCAAUUUGCUGUUACAAAUAUUUGCAUGUAAACAUGACCAGAAUUCUGAAGCUCUGUAUGUGCUAUCUAGAAUAACCAAAAUAAAGUAAAUUCAUUUUUAAA